AGCAGGUCGCGGAGGACGCCAUGCGGCGGGGCGCACUCCUGGCGGGCGCCCUGGCCGCGUACGCCGUCUACCUGGUGCUGGGCGCGCUGCUGGUGGCGCGGCUGGAGCGGCCGCACGAAGCUCGCCUCCGGGCCGAGCUGGAGACGCUGCGCGAGGAGCUGCUGCGGCGCAGCCCGUGCGUGGCCGCGCCCGCCCUGGACGUCUUCGUGGAGCGGGUGCUGGCGGCGGGACGGCUGGGGCGCGCCGCGCUCGCCAACGCUUCGGGGCCCGCCAACGCCUCGGACCCCGCCUGGGACUUUGCCUCGGCGCUCUUCUUCGCCAGCACGCUGGUCACCACCGUGGGCUACGGGUACACAACUCCGCUGACUGAUGCAGGCAAGGCCUUUUCCAUUGCCUUCGCACUCCUGGGCGUGCCGGCCACCAUGCUGCUGCUGACCUCCUUGGCCCAGCGCCUGUCGCUGCUGCUGACCCGCGUGCCCCUCUCCUGGCUGACCGUGCGCUGGGGCUGGGACCUCCGGCGGGCGGCUCGCUGGCACCUGGUGGUCCUGCUGGGCGGCGUCGUGACCGUCUGCUUCCUGGUGCCGGCUGCUGUCUUUGCCCACCUGGAGGAGGCCUGGAGCUUCCUGGAUGCCUUCUACUUCUGCUUCAUCUCCCUGUCCACCAUCGGCCUGGGGGACUAUGUGCCCGGAGAGGCCCCCGGUCAGCCCUACCGGGCCCUCUACAAGGUGCUGGUCACAGCCUACCUCUUCCUGGGCCUGGUUGUCAUGAUGCUCGUGCUGCAGAGUUUCCGCCGCGUGUCUGACCUUCACGGCCUCACGGAGCUCAUCCUGUUGCCCAGUCCGUGUCCUGCCAGCGUCAGCGAGGCUGACGAUGAUCGGGUGGACAUUGUGGGCCCCCAGCCAGAACCGCAUCAGCAGCUUGCCGCCGACUCCCACCCUGACUACGCCUCCAUCCCCAGGUAGCUGGGGCGGGUGCCCUGAGGCCGGCGGGAGCUGGCCUGCGGCUGAGGGGCCCCCGUGACUGGAGCUGCUAUCCUGGACUGUCCUCGAGCACAGGCCCGUGUUCGCGGGGUCCACGGGGUUCGCGAGCCAUUGCCACCAGCUGUCCGUCCUUUGUUGUACCUGUCCCACGCCCCACGGGGCACCGCCACUGCCCUGUUCUUCCCCCUCAUGCCCCUUCUCUCACUCCCCCCACUCUGGGCUCUCUGGCUUUCCCUCUCACUCUCUGCGUCUCGUUCUUUCACUGACUCCAUCUGCCUCUCCCUCAGCCUCUCUUCACCAGCCCAUUCUAGCAGGCUCUGGGCUCAGAGCUCAUUUCCGGCACCCGGAAAUGGGUCACUAUACUCUGGGCAAGUGGCUGCCCCUGACCGGGCUUUGAUCUCCUCAUCUGUCAAGUGGAAAGAAUAUACUCACGCAUCCAAAAUUCCCUCCUUGCGCCGGCCCCAGGCUGGGCAGCGUGAGGGACACAGUGGUGGUUGAGGUGGCCCUGGGCCCGGCUCUCUUGGGUUCCCGGUCCAUCGAGGAGGACAGACCUGUCCCCACACAGCAGCAGCCAAGAUAGGCAGCACUUCAGGGAAGGAGGCAGAGAGGUCAGUGGUGUGUUCGAGAAAGCACAGGCAGAGGGGGCAGGGCUGAGGUGGAGGCGGCACAGGGACUGUGCCCAGUCCAGCCUGCAAGGUCAGGGAGGGCUUCCUGGAAGAAGGGGUAAUAACAACUCAGGGGAAGAAGGUGGACCUGACUUUUCUCAAGUGUCUCUAGGGAGCGAGAUCCGCAUGGAGAGCCCCGGGCGUAGGCUUGUGGGACAGAACCCUCUGCAGCAGCCUGGCAGGCAGAAAGCUGAGACAGGACCCAGCCUGGAUCCAGAUGGCACGGACGGCCCUGCCCUGAGCCGGGACACCAGUGUAACAGCUGUCCUUAUUUCCUGAGGACUAAUUGCAUAAGGUACGCUGGACUCUGGAGCCAGCCUGCUUGGGCUCAGAUCCCAGCUCAGCUGUGUCCUGCCUCUGUCCUUGGGCAGUCACUUCACCUCUGUGAUUCUGAGUUUCGUCAUCUGUAAAAUGGCCAUAAUAACAGUAGUUACUUCAAAGAUGAUGUCACAGAGCCAGCCGUGUUAUUCCGCGAUGCUUUCUUUGGCCAGGGCCAGGUGUUGUUCUGGGUAGUUUACUUACAAGGAGGAUAACAUCCUCACCCUUUUCCACAGGUGAGGAAACUGAGGCACAAGGUCUCAGACACAGAGCUAGGAGGUGACUGGUUUUCUGCUUACUGCGCCCCCAGAUUUGCCUUCUCCCCAGAUGGUACGUCAGAAAUAGCGCUUGCUGCUACGGGCCCUGUGGAAGUUACAGAAGGGAUGGGGCAUUUGAGGCAGACCUUGAUAACAUUGAGGAAGAAAGGGUGCGGGAGGCAUUCCAGGCAGAAGGAGCUGUGUGUGCCUGGAGGUAGGAAAGCCUGUCGAUGUCAGCUUCUGGCAACUGGUUUAUUGUGAUUGGAAUAUGGGGUG
This is a messenger RNA of Neomonachus schauinslandi (Hawaiian monk seal), 2496 nucleotides long. It is a transcript of the gene KCNK6, whose product is annotated as potassium two pore domain channel subfamily K member 6. The transcript is spliced from 3 exons. The record is from RefSeq and is a predicted model, not a curated record. Gene Ontology annotation, cellular component: membrane. Gene Ontology annotation, molecular function: potassium ion leak channel activity. Gene Ontology annotation, biological process: stabilization of membrane potential; potassium ion transmembrane transport. NCBI's taxonomy places the organism in Eukaryota, Metazoa, Chordata, Mammalia, Carnivora, Phocidae. The coding region runs from base 21 to 962 and encodes 313 amino acids.